AUGGAGUCUGCGAUUCGUUGGUCGCCGAGCUCGACCACAGCGGAGCAACGCUUCCUCUCCGUCGACGUCACUGGGAAGGCAUUUCGCCUGUGCAGAGUUACUGGAUUUGAUGGCAGGAAUAUACAGCAUGAAGUUCUCUCCCACCUCCGAGACGUUCCUCUUUUUCGCGCAUUCGAUUGGUCGACCUCAAAUGAGAACCUGAUCGCGGUGGGCCAGUCAUCUGGGGAAGCUACAAUUCUACGCCUCGACGCCGAUAGCAAGGAAUCACUUUCGUUCCCCGUACGAAAUCAACGAUAUUGUAAUGCAGUGGCAUUCAGUACACAUGGGCUGGUGGCAUCGGGUCUCGAUCGCGUGCGGAAUGACUUUUGUUUGAAUAUUUGGGACGUGAAUCAACGGCUUAGCCCCGCUGGCGCUACUAAGGGGUUCCACGAGCCUUUACGAAAGCUAGCCAGCUCCGAGCCUAUCACUAGUAUCAAGUUCUUCCGAGACCAGCCAGACAUGCUGGUGACUGGAGUUAAAGGUCAAUUUGUUCGGAUCUACGAUCUUAGAGAGGGCCCCGGAAACCCUUCGUUACAAUUCCCAACCCAAUGUGUUCAUAACUUGGCAAUUGACUGGCUCGAUGAGAACUAUAUUGCUUCUUGUGUGACGUCGAACGAAAACACGGUUUGCGUGUGGGAUCGUCGGGUUGGACCUCGCCUCUCGUCUCCCAAUGUUGGGUCUUCUGCUGCUGCGACCCCGAAAGCCAACCAGGCAGUUUCUGCUUUGCAGUUGAAAAAUGUGUUCAGGCCUCAGAACACCAUUUGGAGUUUGCGUUUUUCCAAAACCAAUCGGGGCUCCUUAGGUGCAUUGUCCAGCUCCGGGAAAUUGAAAACUUUUGACAUUGCCAAAGACCAUUUAUCCGAAGAGUAUCGCUCAUCUAUAGAUGAGACUCUCGGCCAAGGAUCUUUCAGAAACUACCCGGAGCCGGUUUAUACCAAACACAUUCGAGAUGUCUGCGCUCCAUUUGACCAUCCUAUUCGCGGUUGUGCGGAGAAAGAACGAAUAGUCGCAUUUGACUUCCUUAACCUCAGCCUCUCAUCUCAGCCAAGUGCCAUUGGAAUUGAUGGCAAUGGUCAACCGCAGAUCAUUACGGGUCAACCACCAUGCCCGCCUGUCGCUUUAUCAUCAAAAGGAACACUGGCUUGUGGUGUCCCAUCUAACGACUCGGACUUAAGGUCUAUCCAACCAUUGUCCGAACAAAUAUCUCCUAUUUCUGAGCUAGUCGGGAACAUUAGAUCUCGCGUUCUCUCCAGUUCCAGAGAGUCUAGACAUAAUUUGGAGAGGAAGAAAAGCAUAUCUAGGGUCCUGAGCUCCGACCCUGUGCCGAGCCGAGAAAGCCGAGAGCGGGCGCUAUCUUUAGGGACAUUUGGAAGUCUUCUCACGGCGAAAGAGGCAUUGACUAUCUCUACACUCGGCCGGUUCCGGUGUAAAGAGGGCUACCUCUUUGAUGAAGCAAGAAAUCAACUCAUUGUUCAAGACGAUCCUACUCUCCAAGAUUUCUGGAGAUGGGUUCAACGUGCUCGGUCCGACUCUUCAGGGAUGAACAUGGUGGUCAAUGGUCUGGAUAUGAAUUAUCUUGGUGUGGGCAAUGUUUGGCAAAAUGAUCUGGGUCAUGGGUCCGAAAAGCGCCAAGACCGCGACAGUUCCAAAGGAGACGAUGAGAAGCUGGCAGCGGAAACCAUAGUUCAGCUGGCUGGCCAACUGGGUCUACCUGAAUUUACUGGUUGCGAAACCUUACGUGUCGAACACCGCCAACUGUGCCUUCGCCUCUGUGGCGCAGCCCAUUCAAGGCGAGAAUUGGAGGAUUUAGUGAAGAAUCUCUCGGCGGAGAGCCAACACACAAAGGCUGCUGCGCUGGCUAUCUUCCAGGCUGAGCCCAAACUGGCCUACUUGGCACUGCGGAGCAAUCAGCCCACGCAAGCCCAUAAACUGCUGGCCAUGGCAAUAGCCGGUGCUGCUAAGGGUGAUAAUAGUGCCGACUGGGAAGAAACAUGCGCAGAGAUCUCGAAAGAACUUACAGAUCCAUAUGCAAGAGCUAUUCUAGCCUUUGUGAGCAAGGGAGAUUGGCAUGCGGUUAUUCAGGAAACUACACUCCCACUGAAAUACCGUGUGGAGGUUGCAUUGCGCUGGCUUCCAGAUGAGGAGCUCAGCGAAUAUCUGAAAGAUGCCACAGCAGAAGCCACGCAACAGGGUGACAUUGAAGGUGUCGUACUGACUGGUCUGGGUCAUCUAGCAAUGGGUUUGUUUCAAUCUUACAUUGACAAAUUCAACGACAUCCAGACUCCGGUUCUGGCCAUGAGCUAUACCGUACCGCGGAUCAUCAGCAAUCAAGCCUACAUCACCCAAUUUGAAGCUUGGCGAGAGACAUAUCGCCGACAGAUGAAUUCUUGGAAACUGCAACUUGAGCGGGCCCGAUUUGAUGUUGGCUCGCGUCAAUUUGCUGUCACUGUUGACGGACGCAAGCUCAUUCCGCCGCCGCCGCAACAGGUUAGCCUGAGCUGCAACUACUGCACUCGCCCACUUACACAAAGCGAUGGAUCAUCUCAAGUCUCUCCGUCCGCCACAACAGAGACAAUUCACCCCACUGUGGGUAGUCCUCUCGGGUCCACGGCUAUGUCUGGUACUGUGUGUCCCCGCUGUGGUCGUCAUAUGCCCCGUUGUGGCAUAUGUACACUCUGGCUGGGCUCUCCAGAUCCGAUGUCUCGUGCGGGGAUUACUGCAGAUACAGAGUCGAAUCCUCGUAAAGCUACGGAGACUGAGGUGAUGCGCCGCUUUGUGGUUUUCUGUAUUCAUUGUAAUCAUGGCUUCCAUGCCCACCAUGCGCGAGACUGGUUCAUGAGGCAUAAAGUUUGUCCUGUGGCUGAGUGUAGCUGCAUCUGUGAUCGUUGA
Molecule: messenger RNA, 2928 nt
Organism: Penicillium malachiteum
Lineage: Eukaryota; Fungi; Ascomycota; Eurotiomycetes; Eurotiales; Aspergillaceae
Exons: 4
Coding region: 1-2928 (975 amino acids)
Biological process (GO): positive regulation of TORC1 signaling
Cellular component (GO): cytoplasm
Molecular function (GO): protein binding
Source: RefSeq, a predicted model, not a curated record